This is a messenger RNA of Geodia barretti, 3643 nucleotides long. The record is from the annotation of a GenBank genome assembly. NCBI's taxonomy places the organism in Eukaryota, Metazoa, Porifera, Demospongiae, Tetractinellida, Geodiidae.
AAACCCUGUGCGCGCGCGCGUGCGCGAUCCAAAUGCCGACUUUCCUCGAAACGUAGAGGAGCAGUUCGGCUCACGGACCUGUACGAGGUCCUCCAGGUGGACAAGAGUGCCGAGGAAUCUGAUCUGAGACGCGCCUACCGCCGCCUGUCCCUGCGCGUCCACCCGGACCGCGCCAGUCCCGAGGAGGUGGCCUCUGCAACUGAAAAAUUCCAGACGCUGGGAAAGAUAUAUUCCAUACUGACCGACAAGGACAAGCGAGCCAUUUAUGAUGAGAAUGGCACAGUUGACGAGGAUAGCUCUAUUUUUGACCAGGAUAGAGAUUGGAGCGACUCUACUGGAGACUGCUGUUUCCCCAAGAUCACAGUGGAAGACAUCAAGUCAUUUGAGGACAAGUACAAAGCAGGAAGUAGACUCUGUGGCUUGUUCCCCCAGGUCCUCUGUUCCAGUGUGGAGGAUGAGCCUCGCUACACUGCCCUGCUGCAGGGCUGGAUUGCAGACGGGGCUCUGCCCGACUUUGAAAAGUUCUCGGCUGAACCGGAGAAGAGGAAGAGAAAGAGGAAGGCUAGGUUCGAGAAGGAAGCAAAGGAGGCAAAAAAGAUGAAACUUGACGGGGAAGAGUCGACUGCCGACUUGUCUGCUCUGAUUAAGGCAAAGCAAUCGUCACGUGGACAAGAAAUGGACAGUUUUUUCGACAAACUCGAGCAGAAGUAUGCCAGUGGAAGUGUCUCGGGGAAAUCUAAGAAACGAGCUGCUGCCAGCAAUGCCUCUGGGUCGGGUACAGGUGGCGGGAAAACAAGGAAGGGUAAAGGCAGAAGAAAAAAGUGAACAACACGUAACUAAAGUUUUAAAAAUGAAAUGUCUGUUACUUGAAUUGCCAUCUAAGCAUGGUCUUUACUUAAUGUUUUGUACUAGUGAGGCAUGCAUCAUAACCCACACAAAGGUUCAGUUUGUGAAAAGAUUUGUAUUCUAAUGUGAUUGAGUGAGUUUCUGUAAUUAUUAUCCCUCACUCUAUUCGUAUCAUCUGUGUUCUUGAUUGUAAUGCAUAUCAUUAUUGCCGCUUUUAUAUACAGCACACACAUGUACAAGGUUGUGAUGAGCUGUGAUUUUUAAAAGGUUUUUUCAUGAUAUGCAAAAUUUGCACUAGUUUUUUGAUCUGGACUUCAUAAAAGGUAAAAAUAAGUGAAAUGGUAGGGAAUGUAUAUUUACACAUGUGUGAUUAAUGAUGCGGUGAUGUGAUAUGAAUUUGACAAUCCUACUACACGUUAACAACAACCUAGCAAAGAAAAAUGACAGCGAACGAAACGGACAACAUGAGAAUUAAUCCGAGUGUGAGCAAAUGCUUACAUACGCGGAGGUAUGUCUGCAAACUGUUCACUGAAAAUUCCUAGAAUUGUCUACCAGUGAGUGUAUAUCUCGAGCCACAGGGGAGCAGUGGGUCGGUGGUGCGUUGGAAAACAGACUCUAAACCAUCUUCUAGUGGGACGACUGCAGCCGUGUGGGGCUCUGUGGGCAAGGACUCGACACUGGCAAUGCUGUUGAUGCUCUCGUUAAAGAGGCUGGCCACGUCGGCCAUGGUGGAGCAAGGUACGGCCCCCACCGGUUGAUGGCCGGAGGAAGAAGAAGACGAGGUGGAAGUGGUGGUGGUGAUGGUGUUUGCAAAGGAAUAGGUGUCUUGCUGUCCAAGCUGGGGUACAGAGGUGCAGACGGGGCUGGACGACGUGGGAGAGAAGAAGGAACGGUGUGCUGUAGCUGAAGGGGUGGAGGAGGGGGAAGGGGAGGAGGCGGGGCCUGCGGCAGCUUCACCAAAGUGGGUGGCAGCCGAGAUGUCCUCUGAAGUGACAGAGAGGAGGUCCUGGAUGGAGUCCAAGUCCUGCAUGUUGUCCAGCGGUGACGUCACGCUCGUGGGCGGGGACGGGUCGUAGAGGAAUUGCACAAAGUCCUGCUCGGACGGACUGGACAGGCUUGCAAGGCUGUCAAUCUCCAUGUCUCCCAGGAUGCUGUCGGGUAGACCGAGAACAGAGGAUGAGAGGAGAAUGUCCGGGUUGAGGUCGGGGUGCAGGGCCUCGGGAGACGGCGACCCGUAGCCAACCGAGUUGAAGUGCUUGAGACUGACGUUUCCGGCACUGUGGCUUGUGUGGAGCUGACUCGGUGACAGGAGGUCCCUGCUGCUCAUUUGGUAGCUGAAGAAAUCGGCCGGUUCGCUACUGCAGCGCACCUGAGUCGGAACGUCGGGGUCCACCCCACCACCGUUUGAGUCCAUGUUGUAACCCGGGGAAGUCACGCAUGAAACGUGGCUCGGAGAGCCCUCCUGUGACACUGACAUGGGUCUCUGUCCCUCCUCCUGUCCCCGCUUCAACUUGUUCAGAAUGUGCUCCCGGAAGGCCAGUAGGUUAGCCUUGUUCAUGGAGCGCGGCCACUGCGUUUUCUUCUUGUGGCCAGUCUUCAUGUCAGAGCCAGCCCCCACCCUCCCCACGGACUUGUGCUUGGAGGAAUAGGUCUUCACGGUGAUGGAUGCCUUGACCGAUGUCUUGCUCUGGACUACUAUUCCGUUGCUGUUCCCCGUCGUCUUUUGGUGAAAUUUAGACUUCGAUGAUGAUGUGGCAGUGGUGGUGUUUGCUGCGUUUGUUUCCUUCUGCCUCUGUCGUGCGGCGGCGAGGCCCUCCAGAUGCUGCGUGGCAAGGCAUCGGGCCGUCGAGACCAGAUCCGGAGUACCCAGUUUCUCCAGCUGCUGAGGGGUUAAACUGGUAACCAGGGAGUGUAGUCUGGGGAUGUCGUACGGUCCCUCUUUAACCUUCAUCUCGUGGAUACACACCUGCUGUGUCUGGUCACCCAGGACUGCAACUAGAGCAGUGCUUACGGCUACAACCACCACCGUAGGGUGGAGGUCGGAGGUCACCAGCUCUCGUAGUGGGGGUAGUUCGGAGCAGCUGGUGAGGAAGGCCUGAAGGUGUGUGUCAGAUGAUACUGCGGCGGGUUUCGAAUUAGGCAGAGUUGUGUUCAGAUGUUGACUCCCGCCGUUGGUAAAGGUGGCGGUUUGUGAGGUUGACUGGGAAUUCAUGUUGCAGGAGACCUGUGCCGCUUCGGGUAAAAUCUCGAGUUUUAUUGAAGAGGUGUUGGGGUAAUGUGCGGUUGGAGAGGCCGUGGGAGUCAGAGCUUGCCAGCAGGGACUAGUAUUGCCAGUUUUGUUGGCAUUCGGGCAGGAUUUGUGUUCAAUCUCCAUCUUGACCUCACUCACAGGACUGGUCUGAGUAGGGAGGAGAGGUGGUGGAGCGAGAACGAGUUGUGUUGCCUCUCCACCACUGCACUGAACCUGGCCGGAACCGGCCGUCGAGGUCUCGUUGAGAAUGUCUGGGAAAUCGAUAUCGUACGAUUCUGGUUGUUGCUGUUGUCUCAGCUCGGGGAGGACUCCGGCUGUGGGGAACUGUGUGAGAUGGAACUCUCUCUGGUGGUGCUGCGGUGUCGUCGGUGGCAUGGGGAAUCCGUUGUGGCCGCCGGGAAUCAUGUACGCCGCCGUCUCCCUGGUGGGGGGUAUGAUGGCAGGGCCUGUCGGGUGGUGGUGGUAAGAGGGGGUAGCGGGCGGGAAGAAGGCAAAAUCUCCAUCGGGACUGGUGGCUGAGGGAGGGAGAGGGGUGGUGGGGGUGUG